AUGGAAGCUCUUUCGCCUCGGACCACGAACCAAAUGAUUAAGCCCAAGGCUCCAAUGGAUCGGAAAAUGGGGGACAAACCCGCGACCACCACGGCGCCAAAGUCGUCUUCAGCCUCCAAGAACCACGCAGAUCCACCCCCAUCAGUAGUCACAGAGCCCGAGGAGGAUGCAGAACGAUACUCCAUAGGUGGAUUCUUGGGAAAGGGUGGAUUUGCAGUUUGUUACGAGGGGACAUUGGCGCGCAAUGGUCGCGUGUUUGCCAUGAAAGUUGUCAAGUCACAAAUGCCACAGAAAAAGAUGGAAGAGAAGUUUCGAACAGAACUCCAAAUCCAUUCGAAAAUGCGCCACCCCUUCAUCGUCCAAUUUUAUCGCGCCUUCGCCUUCGAACAGAGCACAUAUGUCGUCCUUGAGUUGUGUCCGAACGGGUCAGUAAUGGAUAUGGUUCGAAAACGACGGUGCCUUAGUCUUCCAGAAGUGAGGCGGUUUAUGAUCCAGCUGUGCGCAGGCGUCAAGUACCUACACAAGCGUUUCGUGGCACAUCGUGACUUGAAGAUGGGGAACCUGUUUCUCGACCGCAACAUGAACAUCAAAAUCGGAGACUUUGGCCUUGCUGCAAUGAUUUUGUCGGAUAAGGAUGCGAAGCGACGGAACACUUUGUGUGGGACACCGAAUUACAUUGCGCCCGAGGUUCUUGACAAGAGCAAGGGCGGCCAUACUCAAAAAGUCGACAUAUGGUCAUUGGGUGUUAUCUGUUUCGCAAUGCUCACCGGAUACCCACCAUUCCAAUCGAAAACACAAGAAGAAAUUUACAAGAAGGUUCGGAAUCUGACCUACGUAUGGCCAAAAGAAUCCGAAAAUUCCAAUUUUAUACCAGACGAGGCCAAGGAUCUCGUCAGCGCUUGCUUGAAUCUGGUAGAUGAGGAACGACCGGACCCGGAUGACAUUGUUGAGCAUCCAUUUUUCAACAUGUACGAUGGUUGUAUUCCCCGGCAACUGGACCCAGCAUGCCGAUUCAACAAGCCAAUCUGGCUCAAGGACCAAUCACCCCGGGGCGACUCCAUGGUCAAGGGCUAUGGCUUAGACUCGGACGAGAAACUUCGUGCCUACGUCUACCAAGUGGAUGAUCCAAGUCAACGGUAUCACUCUUGCAAGGCCGCAUUCUACUCAUUGUGUGGUGUUGGCAGAAAACCCGACGGAACUGCUCGCAAGUCUGUCGGUCGCAAUUGCUCGAAAUCGGCAUACUCAGAGUGCGAGACUGAGGAUGCGAGAGGUCUUCGGCCUGUCGUGCCGUUGCCCAUGGAUUUCGUUUAUCGAUGGCCUCACGAAAUCGAGGGCGACUGGUGUCUGAUGGAGAGUUCUCGCAAGACAAUCCGGACGGAAGAAUCAGCAAUGGACAGCAGCACGUUAUCUCGACGAAGCGUGUCUGUUCGUACUCAUGCAGUUGCAGCUACUCGAACAAAUGCCGCGCUUGCAGCUGCUCAGCAACGCAGGAUGGAGGGACAGAACCACGCUGCGACACUUCGCCAACAAGCUCGCCCUGGAAUGGCUUCCGUGCGAAAGGCACCGGUUGUAUCUGAAUUUGCAGAGUCCAUUACCAACUCCUACCGAAACCCUAAAGAAUCCGAACCUACACCUCUGUCAAGUGCUGAAGUCCCUUCAGGCGGGCUCGCCGAGCGGCCAAUUCGCACUCGAAGAAUGGUUUCCGCUUCCAACGCCCCCACUCUGCGCGAGAUUGUGGCUCCUCAGCUGGCCAAGUCUACCAGCAUGCCUUCUGGCCUUACAAUUGGCAAAACACGUUCCCAGUCGCGGAGGAUGGAACUUGCCAACCAAGGGCCGCAGCCUCCGAUCCCCACGAGUGAUGCUAAGUUGUCUGCAGUAGUCGAGGAGCGACGAAUCAUGAGUCGUCAGGCUUCUUUGCGAUCCGUGUCGCGUCCCGACUUGAAGAUUAGCGCUGAGCGAGCUGAACGGCCCAAGCUUAGCCCAACCGAGUCAGCUUUCUCUUCCACUCAGCACACCAAAUCUACAACCCAAUCGCAGGGCCUUUCUCGAACUGAUAGCAAGUCGAACAAAGCUCGCUCUAGUCUGGGGCUGAGUCCCAUCUUUCAUCCGGAUGACGUGUGUCAGGAUCUGCCAGGCACUUCAUUGUCUGACGUGAACACCAACUUGCGUCUGAUGUUGGCAAACCUGGUAACCCAAGGCCCCACCCGGCGCCGGGUCGGCUCCAGAAAGCAACCCCAUGCAUAUGUGAUCAAAUGGGUGGAUUACACCAAUCGAUACGGUAUCGGAUACGUUUUGGACGAUGGCAGCGUGGGAUGCGUAUUCAAGGGAGAGAAUGGCCAGCCUGCCACCAGCGUUGUGGUUCGGGAUGGCGAGAGACACAUCCGCCGCAAGGCGCGUAGUGUUGAUACUCCCGAGGAAAAGGGCAUCCCAUAUUCCGAGGCAGACCAACUUGUCCCUCGCACCGGGGCGCCGGUGGAGUUUUACGAAAACCGUGAUGAUAGCCUGCUUGGGUGCCGUGGCAUUCGGCGUGCUUUGAUUCACCCAUCCCUUUUUGACGCUAAGAACUCGAAAGUGAUGAAGCUUCGUGUCAACUCUGGAUCCGAGUCUGAACGGUCAGAUGUCGAGAAGGUCAAGCGGGUCAAGCUGGUCGACCAGUUCGGGAAAUACAUGAUCGGAUCUCUCGGUCGCCAUGGUGAUGAGGGAAUCAUGGACGAGACACCCGCUCAGAGCAGUGGACAGUUUAUCAAAUUCUACCAGCGACUUGGUAAUGUCGGUAUCUGGGGAUUUGGCGACGGCUCUUUCCAGUUCAACUUCCCCGAUCACACCAAGCUUGUUCUUGCACCCGGUCGCACUCGCAGCUCUUCUCCGUGGAUUGACUUCUACCAUCUCUCUCCCACUGCGGCGCGCUUCUUUACCCAAAAGGGCAAAAUGCAUUCCUCCGGCUUCGAUACUCGGGCUGUUGCUUCAGACGAAGCCGCUACCUUCCUUAGUAUCGCCAACGGGGAGUCUAUCAAUUCUGUCGAGGACCGUAUCAAGGAUAUCCUUGAAGCCAACUCGUUCUUGCAAAAGAUUAGCUUUAUCAGAGAUGUUCUCAAGGUAUGGAUCAAAUAUGGACGACUCGGCGGCCGCCCUUCUCCGAGUCGCGCUGCCUCUGGAGAUGAUUCGAUCCCUCCUGAGAUGUUCUGGCAGGGAACACAGGAUCGGUCAUCCACAGGAAGCCAUGGAACGAAGUUUGUCUGGGUUACAGUCGGUGCGCCUGACGGCGACGGCGCUUAUCGUUCGAUCAUGUUGAAAGACAGCGACAGGGAGAAGUUUGAGAAGAGGACUGGGAUGGAUUAUGACAAGGAGAUGGAUAUGCUCAAGGAGCGGCUGAGAGUCAUGGGCCGUGAGUGA
Molecule: messenger RNA, 3393 nt
Organism: Penicillium subrubescens
Lineage: Eukaryota; Fungi; Ascomycota; Eurotiomycetes; Eurotiales; Aspergillaceae
Product: PLK family serine/threonine-protein kinase
Exons: 3
Coding region: 1-3393 (1130 amino acids)
Biological process (GO): regulation of protein localization to mitotic spindle pole body; protein phosphorylation; regulation of cytokinesis
Cellular component (GO): centrosome; nucleus; cytoplasm
Molecular function (GO): protein binding; protein kinase activity; ATP binding
Source: RefSeq, a predicted model, not a curated record